AUGCAUCAGUUUUGUCUUCAUGAAUCACGCAGUUGUGAUUGUGAUGAUCAGUUUUUUAUAAAAUACAUUUGGUCAUAUGGUGAUGGUCAAUGUAUUACUCCUUGGAAUCGUUUCGAUUAUCAGACAGUUUUACCAACAGAUAUGUAUUGUCAAAGUCGACAUGAUAUAAAUCAUAUGUGUGAAGCAAGUUCACGAUGGCGUCUAUGGACAUUAGCAAAAAUUGGUUUAUGUUCGAAUAAAUUUGGUUAUAAUGAUUCAAUUUUAAGUAUGGAACAAACAAAUUUUUCUAUUGUGGAUCAAUGUAUCUAUUUAAUUUGA
Rotaria sp. Silwood1 is the source of this 318-nucleotide messenger RNA. The record is from the annotation of a GenBank genome assembly. Lineage: Eukaryota; Metazoa; Rotifera; Eurotatoria; Philodinida; Philodinidae.